Messenger RNA from Cladophialophora immunda, 838 nucleotides. RefSeq lists its product as uncharacterized. The transcript has a single exon. Lineage: Eukaryota; Fungi; Ascomycota; Eurotiomycetes; Chaetothyriales; Herpotrichiellaceae. The record is from RefSeq and is a predicted model, not a curated record. Bases 101 to 787 code for a protein of 228 amino acids.
CAUUCCUUCGGCAUCAAUCUCCUCCUCUUUGAAUGAUAGCUGCUUCGAAAAUCAUCAUCGUACAUCUAUAUACUUCAACUCGGCCACGACUCCAUUAAACAUGGCGCACGCAAUCUCCCCCCAAGAUCUGACAGAGAAAUUCAUUGGUCAAUUUACCAGCAAGUUGAAAAGCACUGACUUGGUCACUCUGCUCAAUAGCCAUCUUCAACAGAAAGAUGCGGACUCACACAUUCUGCACAUCGACCCUUCCGUCCUGGAGUUGCACCUCGAGCUCCUGGCCUACGAGAAUGCAAUCAAAGUCGCGUGCUCCUUCCCGACAAAGCUUGCAGAGAGACUGGCCCAGCGACCGGGAAAUGUUCUAAAUACUAGAACUCAAAACUACUCUUCCGUAGCGGGUCACACGACUGAUCAAUACGCCAACGGCGGCAUACCGAAGACAGAGCCUUACUACCCACAGGCUCCGGUUCCUGUUCAGACAGCCAAACCACCCGUCAACGGCAACUCUACGAAGGCAGAGCCUUAUUACCCACCGGCUCCGGUUCCUGUUCAGACAGCCAAACCAUCCGUCAACAGCAGCUCCACGAAGACCGAGCCAGAUCAGACAUAUUAUUUCCCGGUCAAGGAGGCAACAAAGCAUUCCGGGAGCGAAGCAGCCAAGAAAUCCACACCUAGACAAGACAGCAACAGCCGCAAUUCACUCACCCAUGAAGCCUCACGGUCAAGUAUAACCACAGCAACAAGUACAGGCACAACCAACGGCUCCAAGACCGGCCCCCCGAGCUACUAGCUAGGCAGAAUGUGGUAGAGUCUCUGUUGGACACCGGCUGGGACGUGUCGG